CAUGGGAAGAUCUUGGUUCUAGCCGGAAGAAAAACAUCUAGCCAAACUCCUACUAGCCCUACCUAUCUCCUGCUCCUGAUAUCCAAACCCUAACCCCCACCAAAAAUCUCCAGUCCUUAAAACCUUAGCUUAUUGUCUAUCAAAAUCACCACUCAUUUUCUAUCAUACCCACUGUUUCUUCUCUUCAUAACCUCACUUACCUUCGGAGUUUCCAUUGUCAGCCAUGGACCUCCAGCGAGCUAUGCUUGACGAACUCAUGGGCGCUGAUCGUAAUUUGACGGAGGAAGAGAAAAAAGAGUACAAGGAAAUUACGUGGGAUUCUAAGGAGGUGUGUCCAUAUUAUAUGGCUCGGUUUUGUCCUCAUGAUCUCUUUGUUAAUACCAAAAGUGAUUUAGGGCCAUGUGAUAGGAUUCAUGAUCCAAAGUUGAAGGAAAGCUUUGAGAAUUCUCCAAGACACGACAGAUAUCUGCCCAAAUUUGAAGCUGAACUUGCUCAGCGUUGUGAGAAACUGGUGAUGGAUUUGGAUAGAAGAGUUAGGCGUGGACGAGAACGGCUAGCUCAAGGGGAGGAACCAAUGCCACCUCCCCCACUGUCAGCUGGAAAGUCUGAACAGUUAUCUGUGGUGGAGGAGAAAAUAAAGAACCUGCUGGUGCAAGUGGAAUCACUUGGUGAAGCUGGGAAGGUGGAUGAAGCUCAAGCUCUUAUGAAAAAGGUGGAUGAACUCAAUGUUGAGAAGGCCUUAAUUCAAUCGCAGAGCGAUAAGUUGUUGAUGGUUCCACAGGAGAAAAAGAUGGCCUUAUGUGAGAUUUGUGGUUCUUUUCUAGUAGCAAAUGAUGCUGUGGAGAGGACUCAGUCUCAUGUCUUAGGGAAGCAGCACAUAGGUUAUGGCUUGGUCCGAGAUUUCAUCACAGAGUACAAGGAAGCUAAGGAGAAGGCAAAGGAAGAGGAGAGACUAGCUAGAGAGAAAGAAGCUGAAGAACGAAGGAAGCAAAGGGAGAAGGAACAUGAGAGGAGGAGGAGUAAUUCUGAUGAUAGGGACCGUUAUCAUGAUAGAGAUCGAGACAGGGAGAGGGACCGCAAUCGUGAACGUGAACGGGAUCGUGAAAGGACACGGGAGUGGAAUGGUAGAGGUAGUGGGGAUGGAGGAAAGGGGACAGAUUGGAGGUCUAGGAAUGGAAGAGAGAGUGGCAAGGAUAGGUAUCGUGACCGCAGUAGGUCAAGGUCCCCUGUUAGACAUGGUCACAGGAGAUCCCCUAAAAGUCCAGUUCGCCAAUAUUAAAUGGAUUGUGUAGAUAGAUAUCGAAGCUUUUAAAUUGAGCUUUGUUGAGACUAUACCUCCCUUUCAUCAAUAUUAAUAGAGGAGAAAAGGGUUGAGGUAGGUAUGACUUGUUAUUGUUGUAAGUCUUUCACAUUCAUCAUAGGCGUUGGCUGAAUUGAAUUUCUUUUACGUGAUUGUCUCUAGAACAUUAUUUUCAGAGUCUAGUGUCCCUUUCCUUAUAUUGGGUCCAUUGAUGGAUAUCCUGUUCUCAUGUAUUUAAGAGUGCAGAAACAAAUUAUAUGCUUGAAUGACAGUGCUGCAUAUAGGGACGAUGGUUUUAUGUCACAAUUUUGAGGUAACCCAAUUCUUAUUAGUUUCAUGGCCAUCGUGGUAAUUUGACUUACCCUAUUUAUUUACAUUUGAUUUUUCUCAACUCAAGUCAAUGUGAUUUGCAACUGCUGCUUUCUCCACUGAACGGUAAAGAAGGUCUAGAAUCCUGAAACUAUUGGGAUUAACCAUGUACAACUUAAAAAAUGAUUUGACAGGGUAGCAAUGCUUGAUAAAAUUUAUUUUACCAGGUGACCAUCUGCUUGAUUUUAGUGAUAUGAUUUCAUUGUAGCUUGUUUUCAUGUUGGCUAUCUACAAGGUAGGGAUGCUCAUUCCUUCUCCUGCUGCCUGAUCAUUAUUUGGUGGGAACUUGUGAUGGUGCAUAGUUUAUGCGCAUGAGCAGGGAAUUAAGACCAAUGGACAUUGUGUUUUUUAGGGUAAUAAAUGGUUCUCCAUACUCAUUUUCAUGCAGAAAUGGAUUUCCCAUUCUCAGAGUAGGUUAUUUUUGGAGUCAAACUUUCAAACCAGUGUCAGACAAUUUUAUAGGUAACUACUUCUCUUUGUAGAGUAAUUUUCUUAGUUUCUUAGCCUCCUAAAGGCAUAAUUGCUUUGAUACUGUUUUUACACUUGCUUGAAACUACUUCAGUGGACUGGGAUGCAAGGUUACGCUGCAUUGCAAAACCUAUAACUUGCAAUUUUCUUGGUGCCCGGAGGUAAUUUGAACAUGUGCAUGAUUAUGUCGAAUAGUUUCUUCAUAUUCCAGUUUGCAGGAAAGACGUGUACAUCUGGUUAAGCCAGAUGGCAUAGUUGCCACCGAAAGUGCAUCCUUGAUGCUAUGCAAGGAAUUAUGUGUUCAGGGGAAAAUGUCUUCUAAUUGAAAGAUACAGAAAUGGAGUAAUAUUUUUAAGAACCACCUGGAAGAGCAAUUUGCAGCUGGCUUUAAUUUUCCGCCAGCACCUGGUCUAUGCGUUUUUUGACAGUUCACUAAUGUUGCUAACAUGUGUUGCUACUAUAUAAACCACCCUUUACUUUGUCAUUUUAUGUGAUAUGUGGUUGUUAUGG
This is a messenger RNA of Manihot esculenta (cassava), 2647 nucleotides long. Its product is annotated as luc7-like protein 3. Gene Ontology annotation, biological process: mRNA splice site recognition. The record is from RefSeq and is a predicted model, not a curated record. Lineage: Eukaryota; Viridiplantae; Streptophyta; Magnoliopsida; Malpighiales; Euphorbiaceae. The transcript has 8 exons. The coding region runs from base 224 to 1279 and encodes 351 amino acids. Gene Ontology annotation, cellular component: U2-type prespliceosome; U1 snRNP. Gene Ontology annotation, molecular function: mRNA binding.